GUCACCGGGAGCGACUUCGCUGGGCCUCAAGUUGGGAAGGUGGUGCUCGAAGAAGCCCUUUUGGCGGCGGGUGAGGAGUUGCGGGCGCGGUACGUCAACGGUCUCUUGCACAGAAUAUUCAGUGUAUCCAGAGAUGAAAAGAAAAGUGGCCAAAGCAGGGGCACUUAGGCUUAGUCCUAAUGAAGAAGCUCAGCUCUUGAAAGAAGAGCAUGAAAGAAGACGGCGGCUGCGGCUUCAGCAAGUUAGAGAGCAAGAGAGGAAUAUUGCUUUACAGAUAAGACAAGAUGUUAAGCAACGAAGAGAUGAACAGCUGCAUCUGUUGGCAGAAGAACUGAAGGCAAACUGGCAGAAAGCACAAGAUGAGAAGAUUAAAGCCUUGGAAAAGCUUUAUCUGUCAGGCUUAAGAGCUGUAGGAGAAGGGCACCAGCAGGCAAAAGAAAAUGAACCUGAUUUGGAAGCUCUGUCGAGGCAAGCAGAGGAGAGAAAACAGAGAGCAGAAAAAAGGCAUAAAGAGGCACUUAAAAAACAGAAAACCCAAAGAGAGAAGCUGCUAAGGGAGCAAAUAUGGCGCGCAAAUGCACGGAGGCAUGCGUUCCAAGUAGAAAAGGAAAGGGCUGCUAAAAUUGCAAGCCUGCCUCCUCCUCCCCUCCAUCCUUCUGAAAAUGUUGACUUGAAGAGUGUCACUACUGUGAAAGUCUGUGCUGCUGAGACAUUUUCACUUACUCACCACCAUCUCUUUGACCCACAUGUGGAUAGAGAAAUGGACACAGAACAGCCAGAUGCUCGGUUACUCGCUGAAGAGAAAGCCAAACAGGCGGAAGGACUACAAGGUGACAGAGAAAGAGAAAGGAGAGAGCAGCUGGAAAAGGCUCGUCUGAGAGGGAAGCACGCCUUGAAGGUCGUUCGUCUGGCACAAGACAGGGAAAAGUUAAUGAAGGAGCUGGAACAGAUGCAGAAUAUAGACCUUGCACGCAGGAGACAGAUUGUUGCGCAGAUGCCCCCACAGUUGUUCGAACCAACCUACAGGCGUGUGGAAAUCAAGGAAGAAUGGCAAAGGGAGCUGGAGUGUGCCUUUGAAGACAUGUACACUGGAGAUCGGAGAAUGAAAGGCGACCUUAUCUUGCACCUUGAUCCCCAGCCAUUGCCCACCCUCUUAAAGCAGUCUCAAGAUGAUGACCUAGAACUCUCUCAAGAGCCAGAUUCUGUCUCUGAGGUGGCACGAGGUCAGGAGGAUGAGGUGAAGAAUAUUGAACCAGGUGUAGGUCGUGAAGUAGAAAAAGCACCUGAACCUCAGUCAAGAUUAGCUCUUAAAAAACUGCUAAACAAGAUCAGAAACCAGAAAGACCAAUGGACCGCAAGAGAUGAGCCAGAGGACCAAAGUGACAUGGGGACAAUUGAGUCAGGAACCCUUUCUAGUGGGGAGAGAAGACUGUGUGACUCAGAACCUGAGCAGGAACCAAAGGAUGCUCCUGUAUGUGAAGGCAAAGAGCUUUCGGAAAGAUUGGACCAAACCGUUGUUGCUGGAAAUAUGGUUCUAAAUCAUCCCCAAGAACAAGUAGUUAAAAUUGGAAAAGAAGCAGAAAGACAAAAACAGAUGGAGUGGUUAGAGCACCAGAAGCAACAGCAACUAACAUUACUGCAACAUAUUGAAGAGCAGAAAAUACGUCUGGAAGUUGAUGUUUUGAAGGCUGAAAUGCAGCAGCAGGAAGUUAAAAAAGAACAAGAGAAGAAAGGCCAAGAAUCCCAGACAGUACAGAUGGAUGGUAUUAUCCCUGUGGGUCUGAAGCAGCAGGAAGCAGAGCAUAAAUCUGAAGGUACCAGAGGAUUCCAGGCAGACAGCAGCUAUAAAGAAAAUGACCAUAUGCAGAUGAUUCGUGACUAUCAGCAGCGUCUUCUAGAGCAAAACAGGAUGCACAGAGAGUCAGUUGAAGAAGCCAGGAAACGUUUGCAUGAAUAUCAGGCGAAGCUAAAACAGAGAUACAAAUAUGUUUCUGCAGCACUGCUGGGCCCUGGUGACGGACUUGCAAAACUAAAUUCUAUUCCUGAAUUACAGUCACGAUUACAAGGAUUUGAUAUAUUGCAGAAAGUUAAUCUUACAGCAGCUCCUCCAUCAAGGCACGCUCCUGCACAAGAGCCAGCUGAGUCUUCAAAAGUGUCAUUGGGGCAGAAAGCAAAAGAGCAGAGCCUCGAUGUUGGCCAUGUGGGGCAGGUCCAGCCUGAGUAUACCCAGGUGCAUCAAAGAACGUUUCCGUUGACACAUUCUUCUAAACAGAAAGAGAACCUGGGUGCAGUAGAGACAUCCACAACGCAGCCGAUGGACUGUCAUGGAAUGGUGGGAUCAUCAGUAGUCAGAUUACAGGAUACGUCUGUUAUAACUCAACCAGUAGCUUUUGCACAAGGUUCCCAGUUCACUUUGUCUGCAGACAAUUCUUCUGGCUUUUCAGAAAAACUUUGGUCCGAUAAAUUGGCACCUCAUGCUCCUUUGGCAGAAAAGACUCACCUGCCAACGUCCUCAGUGACCCAACACAUUCCUGCUGAGAGUAAGAGAAGCACCGCCCUUGAUCAAACACACCUUCUAUUGCAGCCUGUCUCUUCGAUGCUUUCUUCCAAAGCGAGCAAUGUAGAGAAAACCCAGGAGCCUUUGGCAGCGAGAGACGAAAUUGGAUGCUCGUCCACUUAUUCUGAUGUUAUGGAAUUAAGGGACAGAAUGUUAGCUUCCUCCGAGAGCAUCCAAGCUCAACAAGAGCACUUGAAGGAACUGCAGGAGCAACUCGACGAGCAACGGGAAGCUCUUCUUUCUCGGCAAAGGAUCCAGGAGGACCUGCUCAUGCAGAAGCAUUCUCAGCUGAAGCAACAGAUGGAGCAACAGCAAGAGGCCUUAAAAGAGUUUCUGAAACGGGCAAGACAGUCAAAUAUGUGUAAAGAGAUGACCCAAGAAGCACAAGAGACUAAUAGCUUCAGCCUAUUGGCAUCACUUUGUAAAGAAGCAGAAGAUGACCAUCAAGAAGAAACUCGCUGUGGUAAUAUGAACAGACAUGCCGAGAAAAACUUCUUGUUCCAAACUGUCGGUUCAGAAGAACAGAUUGAACCGUUUUAUAGCAUCUGGGGAAGAGAACAGAAAUGGAAGCUUUCAAAACCCCCGUUGGCAAAAGUAAAGCUAGGGCUUGAUUUGGAACAGCACGAACUUAGUGUUAUACCAGAGCUUGACACGCCAAGAAGUGGCAACCUUUCCACUACAGGUUGUGGAGAAUUUCUGACUGAAGACAUUUUCCUCACUUCUAAUGUUGAUGCAGAGCCGUCGAGUCCAUAUGACUCUCUCUGUGAAGAAGCAGAUAUGUUAAGAAUUACAGCCGAGAGGCAGAGUUCUAGUGGAAGUCUGGAACAGUUACAUGAAUCAUGGCAAGAGAGAUCAGCGACAGAAGCUGUUGGUUUGUCAGACUCAGCCAAGUCUAGGGAAGUUCCUCUUACGGAUCCCGGUUUACCAAGUCAUGCCAUCGAUGCUGGAAGGAGAAGAGCGACACAUCCUGACCCUUCAUUUAGUCCAAAUAAUAUGGUAGUGCUUGCUCCAGCCUGGUCCCCUGAUUCAUUAAGUCCACAGACCCGUACGCAGCAGGUAGCCUGCGGCUAUCUCUCUUCAGCCACUCUUUCCACUGCCAGCUUUAUAACCAGUUACAAUCCAAACAGAAGUCUAGUCAGCACAGAACCGUCUUCAGCUAAUGAACAGUCCAGACAUUUCAGCUCCCCGGCGGAAGAGAAGACAAAUGAUGCCUGGGAUCUGCCAGUUUCUCUACCAAAUGAUCAGGAAGCUCCUUCCCAAUUUCCUCAUUCCUCUCCGUCUUUUGGAGAAAUGCUGCACUCAAAUGACAGCAACAUUCAGAAAAUCAUAGACAAGGACUCAAGAGAGUUCAGCUGGUCAUCUCUGAGCAACAUAUCCCACGAUCCAGUAGUAGGACCAUAUUUUCCUGAUAUGGAAAGAAAUUUUCCGAAUUUUCAUCGUGAGCUUUUUCAGCCUCUGGAACCAGUCCCUGACCUCAACAUCUUCUCAAGCCAUUCCCAGUGUAGGAUAUCACUCGACAGCAAGAAAUCAGACUUCUCUAAGAGUCGUAAUGAGUUAACAGCUUCCAGCCUUGAAGAAAGAAACAGCAGCAGAGAAGAACUAAGCAAUAUUCUGCCAGUGGAACAUACUUGUGAGAAAAAAGACAAAACGCAAGGUGCUGAAGAAUUCUUUGGACACCCCCCUGUGGAAUCUCCACUGAGUGAACUUAGACAAGAUAAAACUAGCACUUUUAGCAUUGUGCCUAAACAGAGCCUUGAAAUGGGAAAAUCUGUUCAGGAUUUGUCAGUUUCAGUGGCGAGUGCACACAACAAGGAGCAAGAAGGCGAUGAGAAUGUCAGUCUCUCUUCUUCCAUUGAAAACUUCCGUAGCCUGAGUCCAGGAGAAGAUGAGCACUCAUUUUAUCGGUUGGUUCCAGAUGAUAGCUCUGUGAAGGAUGCUCUUAAGAUGACAGAGUCACUGAAAGAAGAUGUUUCUUCUAGAGAAGAGAACCUGUGCUUUGUCGAACUACCCUCUGCAUCAAGUGAGGGGAAGCAAGAAAUUGUAAUGGGAAGUGAGGAUGUAGACAUUGGUCUUUUCCAGUGUCCUUUACCUAGUGUGGGAGAACAGAGUUCUCUAAGUACAGACAGGAUGCUGAGCUUGCCUCAAGAAGCGGAUUUGAAAAUUUCCACCAGUCUAGUAGAAAAUUCUGAACUGCAAAGCAGCUGUGAGCUAAAUACUGUUCAACAACCAGAUCAGAAUACUCUGCUACUUAAAAUCCCAGAUCCCCAUUCAUCACAAACUUUACCAGUCUGGGAAAAACUUUCAGGGAGAGGUAUUAUGGAGGAACCUGAGUUGACUCUAAUAAGCUCCAGUGACAUCAGCAUUGCAGAAUCAGAUCUGGAACUUCAUAGCCAAACAGGUGGUGAAAAGGAGAAAAAUAAAAGCCCGGCCUGUGGUCACCAUUCUGAGAGCAAAGGAUUUUUACUAUUAAAUCCAGAAGUAGACAAUUCCAUUUCCACUCAGCCUGAUAAUCCACCUGCAGCUCACAUCUCAGAAGAGGACUGGAGUCAGAAACCCAAACCAGAGGUAGUGUUGCCAGUGCUCCCGUUUGCAAGCUUGCAAGAGUCAUUUUUGAAGCGGAAGAAAGAUUUCAUUGAAAGAUCCACUAAAAGACUAGAAAACCUCAAAAGUAGAUCGCAGAGUUCUCGAAAGCCUCAAGCUAAGGUGUCUCAACAGAAAAACACACAACUUCGGAACCCUAAAGAGAACUCGCCACCUAAGGGUGCAGCUGCUGGUCAUUUGAAAAAAGUAGAAGUGAAAGUGUGCUCUGCCGCAGACAGGAAGAUGGUGGAAUUACAAAUGCUCCAGCGUACUUCAAGAUUAUACAAUAAUCUAGCAGAAGUGAAAACCAGAAGGGAAGAGAAGGAGCGGCAAGACAAUUAUGCCAAAAACCGCGAGAAAGCAAAGGAGUUUCAAAAGAAAACAUUGGAAAAACUACGAGCUAGAAAAGCCAAUGUGAAAAGCUAGGCUAAUGAGCAAAAGGAAGAGAUGGCAAUGAAGAAGGAAGAUAUUUGAAAUUAAAAACAAACUACAGACCACCCUCGUGAAUAUAUUAAAUAAUGUAUUUAAGGCUUGAUAUAAUUUAUAUUCAGCUUGGGUAAUUUGUUGAAAUGUCCAAAACUGUAAAGACUAACUUGUGUUUUCUAAUAAUGGCUUUUUAGCCCAAAGUAUAUUUUAACAUAUACACUUGAUUUUUGUAUCACUGUUAUUUAUAAUAAAA
Messenger RNA from Pogona vitticeps (central bearded dragon), 5816 nucleotides. It is a transcript of the gene CEP295, whose product is annotated as centrosomal protein 295. Gene Ontology annotation, biological process: regulation of centriole replication. NCBI's taxonomy places the organism in Eukaryota, Metazoa, Chordata, Lepidosauria, Squamata, Agamidae. The record is from RefSeq and is a predicted model, not a curated record. Gene Ontology annotation, cellular component: centriole; cytosol; centrosome.